Salpingoeca rosetta is the source of this 2471-nucleotide messenger RNA. RefSeq lists its product as uncharacterized. Gene Ontology annotation, molecular function: SNARE binding. Gene Ontology annotation, cellular component: exocyst. NCBI's taxonomy places the organism in Eukaryota, Choanoflagellata, Craspedida, Salpingoecidae. Bases 1 to 2400 code for a protein of 799 amino acids. Gene Ontology annotation, biological process: exocyst localization; exocytosis. The record is from RefSeq and is a predicted model, not a curated record. The transcript has 24 exons.
AUGGCAGAGGAUGAGGUGGCUGGUGUGUUGGAACGCGCCCACAGACACGUCGCACAGGCGGUUCAGCAGAGCGCCGAUGAUCUGACGCACGUUGAGCAGCUGCGGCUACGGGCGUUACGGAAGCGGGCUGCCAUCGAGAGCAGGCUGAAGACGGCAGUUCAAUCCCAGAUCAGCGACGUCUACGAGGGCAUGGACCUGCUCCAGCGGUGUCUCCGUGACUUGGACUCUGUUCAAACGAGCGUUGAUGAGAGCGAGCACUUGUUGGGCACAUGUGAGGAGCUCAUUCACCACGCCGCCCAGGCCCGCGUCUUGAGCGAUUCGCGCAAUCGGAUGCGGUCCACCAUGGAGCAGCUUGAUCAGAUCUUCAAUGUCCCCGACGACGUACAGGAGCUGGAGAACAUGCUCAAGGAAGACCCACCAAACCUCCUGCUAGCACACCAAAAGUUGAUGCAUCUGGAACGCUGUAUGGAGCAUGUCCAGUCCAAGAUCAAGAACACCAGCGUGCGCCCGUCAGACGCGCGUGCAAUUGACGAAUACUUUCAGGGCGUCCGCGUCGUCUCGGCGAAGCUGCAGCAGCAUGUGUUCUUCGUGGCGCACGAUCCACUGGCGUUGGUGAAGACAGACCCGGCGCUGCUCGUCUCGGCCUUGCGCAUCAUCAUGCGCGAAGAAAAACUUGACAGAGAGGCAGCGCCCAACACCCCGAAUCGCCCGAAAAACCUCAAAGAGAAAUACAUGGAGAAACUUGGGUUGCAGAUCGAGUCAAGCUUUGAUUCCAAGUUGUUUGCGCAGGGCUCGGUGUAUCGUUUUCUCGAGGCCUUUCGCUCCUUCUACUUCACCGAUCUCAUUGUUGCCCAGCAACGCCUUCCAGAAUGCUUUCCGCCAGAGAUUGACAUUUUCAACUUCUACCUCAACCACUACCACGACAGACUCUGCUUCAUGACGGAACAGCUUCGUGCUCAUGCGGAUGUGUCGCCAAACGACAUUAUGCUGCUCUUGAACUGGGUGCCAGAGUACAAGCAGGACAUGUCGACGCAACUUGGCAUCGAAGUCUCUCGCUUCUCCCAACAGCUUCUGGGUGUUGAGCAGGAUGAUUUGCGCGACACAUACCUCGAGAUGCUCAAAUCAAAGCUGAGCGAGUGGGUGGCAAACUUGGUGGCUUCAGACGUUCGGGUGUGGAAGGGCAUUCCACGACACAAGGGGCCGUCACCGCCUGGCAAUAUGAAGAGGGAGGACAGCGGCGCCGGCGAGCAGUCUGCGCACGAGGAAGGACAGGCAGGCGGCGUGGAGGGCGAGGCGGUGGAGGAGGAAGAAGAAGAAGAGGAAGAUCGGUCCGAACCGCCGCUCAAGGCAAAUGGGCUGUACGUGACAGACACGCCCGUCAUUCUGUUCCAGAUGAUCGAGAGACAGAUUGACGUUGCGUUUCAGCGGGGCGGUGGCGGUCUGUUUGCUGCACAGGUGUUGGAAGAAUGCUACCGUGCCAUCAAGGAGUUCCACCAGGGAUACGAAUCGGCGCUGUCAGAAGUGCAGGCCGAGUACACGGGCGAGGAAGCAAAGCCACAUCCUCGUUAUCUGGUGGAACACAUGAUGGCUGUCGUCAACAACUUUCAUCGCUCCCGAAACUACAUGUCACAGGUGCUGACGAAGAUUGAGGCGCACUAUCCACGCCAUGCCCCCGAGUACAUGCGUGCAGAGUCACAAGUGCACGAAGAGCUCGAUCCCGGCUUUUCGCAGCUCGCCACUCGCGGCGUAGGCCUGUUGUUGGAGCUCAUGUUUGUCGACCUUAACCACAUCUACGCAGACCUCUUCGUGCUCAAGUGGCUGCGGUCCCGCAAGGCGUUGAAACGCAUUUUGGCCACGCUGGAGGACUACUGCACGGAUUUCCAAGAGCACUUAAACCCGAGGCAUUUCCACUUGCUGAUGACCAAUGUUUACAAGCGCACCGUCAUUCAGUAUCUCAGGGCGUUGAUGACGAAACGCUACCGCCCGAAGGAUGAGCAGGACCGCGAAACAUUUGCUCGCUGCUUCAGGGAGGAGCUUGAGAUGCUGCGGGACUUUUUCCAACAGUUUGAUAUCGUCACUGAUAGCACGGGGCGCGAUCCAACGAUGGCGCUGGUGUACAUUCACCAGAUGCUUGAUGUGUCGCCGGGCGUGAUCAAGAUGUCGUUCCUCAAGAUGCGCUCCGAGUUCCCCGGUUUCACACAUCACCAUCUGGAAACCAUCCUCAACAUUCGCGAUGACUUCUCCUCAAAAGAGGCACGCACCUUCAUCCGUGACACCGUCAUUGGCAAGAAGAAAGGCAAAGGCGACCCGCCCGAGCCCACGGAGCAGGAUGUGCAAGACAGCAGCUUCUUUGUGCAUGUCCCUGUCAGUACAUCCACCAACUUUGCUGUUCGUGAUUGAUGAGUUUGACAUCUUCAAUGCUUGCUUGUGCUGUUUCUUUGGUGAUACUCAGUAAAAAUCGCGUUGCCAAA